UAGAUUUCCAGUCUGCUCCUGUUUUGGCUGGCAAAAUAAAUUGCUCACUUUUUGUUGUUGAUAAUUUAAUCACGAAAUCUUGAAAUGUUGAAAAGCACACGUUUUUACCUCAGCAUUGUGUAAUUGGAAAUCUUACCAUUUUGUGGUUUAGUAAACACUUCUCGUCAUUUUCUCGCCGUUCUACGUGUUCUUAUCCAGUCAUGAAAUGGUGGUAAUUCCAAGAAACUUGGCGGUUUGUUAUUGAUCUAAGACAAGUUUCCGGAAAAUUCGUCAUGUUCAUCGGCCGUGUAUGAAGUGCUACAAGAAUUCCUACCGAAAUAUUACAUGGGCGGUAUGGACACUUCUGGAGAAGAUAACCUUGAAGUCCGACGAUAUGAACUUAAAAAUGCCAACCUUACAAAUCAUGCUGAAAAAGUUGGCCGUAAAAGUUUUGAGCUGCUCAAGGUUUUGGGCACUGGAGCAUACGGUAAGGUGUUCUUGGUACGGAAGAACUGUGGUCAUGAUGUCGGCAAGAUUUUUGCCAUGAAGGUCUUGAAGAAGGCGACAAUCGUGCAGAAAGCCAAGACAGCGGAGCAUACUAUGACAGAGAGACAGGUCCUAGAAGCAGUUCGUAGAUGCCCCUUUCUGGUUACUCUACACUACGCCUUCCAAACGGAUGCUAAGCUCCAUCUUAUCCUUGAUUAUGUGAAUGGAGGGGAGCUUUUUACACACUUGUACCAACGGGAAAGUUUUUCCGAGGCUGAAGUUCGUAUCUACAUUGGUGAGAUCAUCCUUGCCCUAGAACAUCUUCAUAAGCUUGGAAUUAUUUACCGAGACAUCAAACUGGAGAAUAUUCUACUGGAUCAAGAGGGUCAUAUUGUCCUGACAGACUUUGGACUCAGUAAAGAGUUCUUGCCCAACACGGAUACAAGAGCCUACUCAUUUUGUGGGACGAUUGAAUACAUGGCCCCGGAGGUGGUCAGGGGAGGCUCAACUGGUCAUGAUAAAGCCGUUGAUUGGUGGUCAUUGGGGGUAUUGACCUAUGAACUCUUGACCGGUGCGUCACCGUUUACUGUGGAUGGAGAAAAGAACACACAGUCUGAGAUCUCCAAACGGAUCCUGAACGAACAUCCGGGAAUGCCUUCUAGUUUCUCCUCAAACAUGAAGGACUUCAUCAACCGGCUGCUGGACAAAAAUGCUAAGAAAAGACUCGGGUCAGGACCUGGCGGCGUUGACCAAAUCAAAAAGCAUCCUUUCUUCAAGGAUUUGAAUUGGGAUGACCUGGCAGAGAAGAAGGUCCAACCACCAUUCAGGCCUCACAUUAAUGGUGAAUUAGACGUCAGUAACUUUGCGGAUGAGUUUACAAACCUACCCCCUGCUGAGUCUCCUGCAGCAGUGCCCAAUACAGCCGACGCAAGAGUCUUCAGGGGUUACUCCUUCAUAGCUCCAUCAGUACUGUACAGUGAUAAUGCAAUUACAAAGGAUUUAUUGCAUCCUGCUCCUGACAAGAAUAAGCCAUCCCAUGACCAAAUUGCACAUUCUUCUAAAAUCAAGGAAUCUUUGUUCUACAAGACGUACGAAGUUGAAUUGAAUGCGGAACCACUUGGUGAUGGUAGUUUCUCAGUUUGUAGAAAAUGUAUACAUAAAAAGACUGGUCUGGCUUAUGCAGUGAAGAUUAUCAGCAGACGAAGAAAUUGCACUCAAGAAUUGAAGACGUUGCAACUCUGUCAGAAUCAUCCUAAUAUUGUACAGCUGCACGGAGAGUUCAGGGAUGAGCUCCAUACUUACAUUGUAAUGGAGCUUUGUAAAGGAGGGGAGCUACUGGAUCGAAUCCGCAAGAAAAGGCACUUUGACGAGUCGGAGGCAAGUUCUAUCAUGAGGAAAUUGGUAUCAGCUGUUGGUUUUAUACAUGAUCGAGGAAUAGUACACCGAGAUCUUAAACCAGAGAACCUGCUCUUCACUGACGACACUGAAGAUGCCGAGCUGAAGAUUGUUGAUUUUGGGUUUGCCAGAAUUACCAAUGCUAAUCAGCCCCUUAAGACGCCAUGCUUUACACUGCAUUUCGCCGCUCCGGAGGUGCUGGGACAAACUAUUAAUAAAGAUGUGGGGUAUGAUGCGUCGUGCGAUAUCUGGAGUUUGGGUGUUAUUUUGUAUACAAUGCUGUCUGGUCACGUUCCAUUCCAAGCAUCGCGUCGUAGCGGCGAUAACAGCGCAUCUGAGAUCAUGCGUCGUAUUAAAGAUGGAAAUAUUUCCUUUGCUGGACCACACUGGGCUUCUGUGUCGGAGGCGGCUAAGGAUCUUAUCCAGGGUCUUCUUACCGUUAAUCCUAGCCAUCGGCUGACCAUAGAUGACCUCUUAAUCAAUGACUGGAUUCAGGGCCAGCAAGCAACCAGCUCUACCCCGCUUAUGACCCCAAACAUCCUCCUCUCUAGCAGUGCCUCAGUCCAGACCAAAGUCAAGGCAACAAUGUCUGCCUUCCACAAAGCCCAGCGGGAGGGCUUCCUCUUGCUAGAUGUCUCAAACGCUCCGCUCGCCAAGCGGCGGAAACUUAAAAAAGACUCUUCCACAGAGACGAGAAGCAGCUCCAGUGAAAGUACUCAUUCCCAGGGUUCCUCGCAGGGAUCCUCCUCGCAUGGACGAACGUCACCGACGCAUUGUCCCAAUAAUCCCAAUCCAAAGUGUGGUCCGGUCAGAACAGAAGCUCCUUCAACCCAGACAUCGACAGAGUUGCCUGCUUCGAAUCCCCAAGUUGCAGGAGUGACUCAAAUAUCCGAGCAUCCUCUUGCAUUUCUGUCGGCCGCUUCAAACUUAGGGAUGCCCCAACAGAGACAUGUCUCACCGUCAUCUUUUGUACCCCUCCAAGCGGCGAACCCCUUCCUCCAGUUGGCACAAGGAAAUGCAAAUCCACAUUGUAACCGUGUGAUGUUAGUACCUGUAGUCACCACUUGUGUAUCUGGCCAAGCACCACAUGAAGGAGCAGCUUCUGGGAGUGGAUGCAGGCUGGAAGGUGAAGUCUCUACAUCACAAGGUCCACCUCUUCCUUAUCAGCAUCAUCAUCAUCAUCCUAUACAGUACUCUGCCGUCAAUUUCCAACAUCUACCAACUAUACAGGAGAACCUAAGCCAGUGGCAGUCGGUCAUGGCACCUACUAAUAGUGUCACCUCAUUAGAUUCUGUGAAACCUGAAUCGAAGUAAAGAGCAGUAAAUUCUAAUUUCAACCUGGAAUUAAGAACAUAUUGAAUGUUUCACUUCAAAUCAAAACCAGGCUCACUGUUUUAAGAAGAUUCUUGAGAAUUUGCAUUUUAGAUUUUCCAAAUUGCAGGCCUGGAAUUUCAAAGGGCAAGGACAUUUUGCAAUGGGCACUGUUAUCAGGAAAUCUUGCAGUCUGUGGGAAACUGGUGAUGGGGGCCUAGACCAGGGGCAAACAUGGGCCACAGCCUCCAUGGUCUGCAGGUGAUUGCAGGCCUUAAAUUCACUAUCACAUUGCGCAGUAGCAUGGUGAUCGAUGAUCAAGGCUAAAUUGUGGCAAUGUUAUUUUUUGCCUAUUAAAUAGAGAACCUCUCUGUUGAUUUACCAAUUUUUUGAGAUGGUCAAAGCACCAUUCAAAACAAACUGAGGAGAGAAACCUGAGGUACCUUUACAAAGAAUGAACUGCUUAGAUAGAUACAUCAAUUGUAUUGUAUUGCACUCUAGCAUAGUGCCUUUAUCCUACAAAUUAAGCAUUUGAAGAAUCAGUCAGUAUUUGGCUUCAAAAGUCUCUUGACUAAAUUGUAUUAUAAAAAAGUAUUAUAAAGUACGUGUAAAUACCAAACUAUGUGCCUGUUUCAAUUGGACGAUAUAAUUACAAAGGGACCAAUCAAAAUUGUCUUAAUUAGGCAGGUGCUUUAUUGUUCUAGCUGUACUGUAUAAAUUAUUUCUAACCAACAUUUUGAAUAACGAAUCAGGGGUUGUACCUUGGUGGAUCACCAUUUUUGACACUCUGUGCAACAACACAUGCUGAAAUGAGGAAGGUUGACCGAAGAUCUUCUUCAGUUGUUGGUUUUAUUGGUCUAGUCACUGAACACCCGUUUCAGACAGGCGCUCCAGAGUCGCGCCGAACCAAAUUCUGAAUUAAGUACAUGAAAAGUUUGAUGUCUGAAACAGUUAGGAGCGACUGGGAGCGCUAGAAGCCGAAAGAUCACCUGUUGCAGUCGUUCGGAAUUACUCUGGAGUGCCUUGGUUUCAGACGUUGAUCUUGUCAUGAGCUGAGUCA
Messenger RNA from Asterias rubens (European starfish), 4231 nucleotides. RefSeq names its product ribosomal protein S6 kinase alpha-5-like. The coding region runs from base 325 to 3174 and encodes 949 amino acids. Gene Ontology annotation, biological process: regulation of DNA-templated transcription; protein phosphorylation; intracellular signal transduction. The transcript has 15 exons. Lineage: Eukaryota; Metazoa; Echinodermata; Asteroidea; Forcipulatida; Asteriidae. The record is from RefSeq and is a predicted model, not a curated record. Gene Ontology annotation, molecular function: protein serine/threonine kinase activity; ATP binding; magnesium ion binding.